UUGUAUAACAUAUUAUACUUUAUAAACAGUGAAAUUCAACCAUGGUACACUGCAGAGCAGAUAAAAAAUGCUGCCCACCUACUGAAUACUUUAAGAUUCAACAAUGGCUUUGAGCAGUGGUUUGCACCAGAAUACAAGAGAGGGCAAGGACACCAAGACUACUCCAUUCUAUGUGGUUUAGGUGCAGAAUUUUUAAUAGAUCUCUUUGGUAAUGUAUGGAAUAGUACAGAGAAAACUGUUGUUUUGCCAAAAGGGAGAAAGAAGUUUCAGCCAUACUACUUACCUACAAUUGAUGCUACUGUUGACCAGAUGAGUCUUCCCCUUGGCUAUGCCUGGGAUAAGGAUCAACCAGAUCCUGAAAAGCUUUGUGAUGCAAACAAUUGUGUAGUCUAAGACCAUGACUAUUGUCGACUGUUAACUUGUGGUCACUCCUUUCAUAUCCACUGCAUGCCUGAUGGAAGUUGUCCAGUGUGUUUGCCAAACCUAUUGUAAUUUUAAAAUAUUUUAAAAUUACUAUGCUCAUUGCUGAUCAAAAGACCUUUCAAACCUAUUGUCUAAAAUCUCCACAGUUUCUACUACUUUCAAUACUGGGCUUCUAGAAAAGAACGACGACAACCUUGAUGAUAGUGACAAUGAGGAUCCUGAUGAUGAUAAUGACGAAGACGAUAUGCCAAGCACUCCAAAGAGUUCAUCGUUUUAUUCAUCCGCCGAGUUCAAGAUAUCCCUAAAAAAUCGAUUCCAUCGAAAAGUAGCAGAAGAACGUGGUCGAACAGUAAGUAUAUCUGAAGCGAACCCAAGUGCAUUGUCGAGUUCAAAUGUAAAUUGUGAAAAUUCAUAUUCGAGAUUUAAAAAUCAUUUUUGAUAUAUUGUAGAGCAUAUAUCUAAGUUUCUUUUGGUAAAAAAUGAAGCUUAUAAACUUAAACAGCUCCUUAAAAAAGACGAUUUUCGAUGUGUUGUCAACGGAUCGGCAGACAGGGAAGAAUGCGAUCAAAACACCGAAAUAGAACGCGAUAUUUUUGGCGAUGUCGAUAAAAUGUCUUCGAAAAGACUACUCACUCCGAAAGAUAAAUGUCUAAGAAGCUUCCAGGAGGAUUCUCGACCACAGACAAAACAUUUUUGGCGGUUUAAAAGCAAUUUUUCCAUAGAGCACUUUUCAGCAGUUUAACGGCCGCCAUCUUGGAUUUAGCUAGAGCCGCGCAUGCGUAGUCGUUUUUCCGCUCUGUCGGCUCGUACUUUCUGAUGUGGAGUCAAACUCGGUCAUUGAAUCUGCUCCCUUUUGCAUAGUAGGCACGCUCGCCAAGUUUGACACAAAGUCUUCAUUAGUUGGUUGGCUUGUUGACAUC
Exaiptasia diaphana is the source of this 1343-nucleotide messenger RNA. RefSeq lists its product as uncharacterized. The record is from RefSeq and is a predicted model, not a curated record. The transcript is spliced from 2 exons. The annotation marks the transcript as partial. NCBI's taxonomy places the organism in Eukaryota, Metazoa, Cnidaria, Anthozoa, Actiniaria, Aiptasiidae.